Molecule: messenger RNA, 1233 nt
Organism: Tarenaya hassleriana
Lineage: Eukaryota; Viridiplantae; Streptophyta; Magnoliopsida; Brassicales; Cleomaceae
Exons: 2
Coding region: 1-1233 (410 amino acids)
Molecular function (GO): zinc ion binding; nucleic acid binding
Source: RefSeq, a predicted model, not a curated record
AUGACUGUCAGCGAUUACGAGGCGAAGUUUACCCGCCUACUGAGGUAUGGAGGGCAUCUGGUGCCCACCGAGGCGUCGAAGAUCCAGAAGUUCGUUGCUGGACUCCGACCCUACCUACGAAGGAGAAUCGAGAUCCAGGAGUACCCGACGCUGAGUCGGUAUAUCGCCCAGCUGGAGAAGGUGGAACGUGGAGAGCAAGAGGAGAAUGAGGGGAAGAUCCGUGAGCGGAGCCCCGCUGGGAGAUACUUCGGUGCGGGUUCAUCUGGGAAGAACGCUCGAAACCAUGACCCGCGUGACAAGGGCAAGGCGCCGGCUGUUCGUGCGCCGCCACCACCACCGAUGGCUAGGGGUCCAGUGGUAUGCUACCGUUGCGACCAGCCGGGGCACAUUGCGUCUCGUUGUCCAACGAGACCCAUGGGACCACCGGCAGUGGCACCGAGGCCUCCACGACCACCAGGCCGGGCAGACAGACCGCCCCGACCCCCGGCGAGGGUAGGGAUCGCCCCCAGAGUCUAUGCCCUCGAUGCUGAGCGAGACAUCCAGGAGGAGGAGGAAGCUUGUCCAGAAGAAGCGGAGGCUGCAGUGAUCGCAGGUACCCUCUGCUUAUACGGGGUGCCCUGUUAUACCUUGUUUGACAUGGGAGCGACUCAUAGUUUCGUGAGUACGAACUUAGUGGAUGUGAUCGGUACAAGGGAUAUAGAGCCGAGGAAUGACUUCACCGUGCGCAUACCUUCGGGAGACACCUUGACAGUGCACGGGGUCCUACGAGGCAUACCCCUUGAGGUUUGCGGUCGUCUACUAACCACAGAUCUCAGUGUGGUACCUAUCGGAGGAUUUGAUGUUAUUCUGGGCAUGGAUUGGCUGAUGAGAUACCAAGCCCACAUCGAUUGCCCGAGGACAAUCUGGUUUGCGGACGAAUUCGGAGGGUUCGAGUUCCGAGGUCGAGGAGCAUCGGCAGCGGAACCGAUCAUCUCGGCGCUGAAAGCCGAGAAGAUGAUCCGGAACGGCAGCGAAGCAUUCCUGGUAGUCAUUACAACUACACAGGAAUCGGGGGAGAGACUAGAGGAUACUGCUGUUGCCCGGGAGUUUCCAGAUGUAUUCCCUGACGACCUGCCAGGAGUACCGCCCCGUCGGGAAGUCGACUUCAGUAUAGAUGUGCUACCCGGUACCGAGCCAAUCUCCAAGGCUCCGUAUCAGAUGGCACCUACGAAGAUGGCUGAAUUGAAGAAGUAG